AAGUUAUGAAAUGGAAUGGAUGGGGAUAUAAUGAUUCCAAGUUCUUCUUCAAUAAGAAGGGCCAAGUUGAGUUGACUGGAAAGAGGUAUCCUCUUAGUGGCAUGGUUUUACCAACUUUUAAAGAUUGGAUCCAAAAUACCCUUGGAGUAAGUCUGGAGCAUAAAACUACCUCUAAAGCAUCCUUAAAUCCUAGCGAUACACCUCCCUCUAUUGUAAAUGAAGAUUUUCUUCAUGACCUUAAAGAAACUAAUAUUUCAUAUUCACAAGAAACAGAUGAUCGAGUAUUUAGAGCUCAUGGUCAUUGUCUUCAUGAGAUAUUUUUGCUCAGGGAAGGAAUGUUUCAACGAAUUCCUGAUAUAGUUUUAUGGCCAACGUGUCAUGAUGAUGUAGUUAAGAUUGUGAAUUUAGCGUGCAAAUAUAACCUUUGUAUCAUACCAAUUGGUGGAGGAACAAGUGUUUCAUAUGGCCUGAUGUGUCCUGCAGAUGAGACAAGAACAAUUAUUUCUUUGGACACGUCACAAAUGAAUCGAAUUCUCUGGAUUGAUGAGAAUAAUUUGACAGCCCAUGUAGAGGCUGGCAUAACAGGACAAGAAUUGGAAAGACAGCUUAAAGAAAGUGGUUAUUGUACAGGUCAUGAGCCAGAUUCCCUGGAGUUCAGCACUGUCGGGGGAUGGUUAUCUACUCGGGCAUCAGGCAUGAAGAAGAAUAUCUAUGGCAAUAUUGAGGACCUGGUGGUUCAUAUAAAAAUGGUAACACCUAGAGGUAUAAUAGAAAAAAGCUGUCAAGGACCUCGUAUGUCAACAGGCCCUGAUAUCUAUCACUUCAUCAUGGGAUCCGAAGGAACUCUUGGUGUAAUAACAGAAGCUACAAUAAAAAUCAGACCAAUCCCUGAGUACCAAAAGUAUGGCUCCGUAGCUUUCCCUAAUUUUGAACAAGGAGUAGCCUGUUUAAGAGAAAUUGCAAAACAGAGAUGUGCUCCUGCAUCUAUUCGCCUCAUGGACAAUGAACAGUUUCAGUUUGGUCAUGCUCUUAAACCUCAGGUUUCCUCUAUUUUUACAUCAUUUUUGGAUGGAUUAAAAAAGUUUUAUAUUACAAAGUUUAAAGGAUUUGAUCCAAAUCAGCUAAGUGUAGCAACAUUACUGUUUGAGGGAGAUCGGGAGAAGGUUCUUCAGCAUGAAAAACAAGUAUAUGACAUUGCUGCAAAAUUUGGUGGGCUGGCAGCUGGAGAAGAUAAUGGGCAGAGAGGUUAUUUGCUGACCUAUGUCAUUGCAUACCUCCGAGACUUGGGUUUAGAAUACUAUGUAUUAGGAGAAUCUUUUGAGACUUCUGCUCCUUGGGACAGGGUUGUAAAUCUCUGUAGAAAUGUAAAAGAAAGAAUAACAAGAGAAUGCAAAGAGAAGGGUGUUCAGUUUGCGCCCCUUUCUACAUGCAGGGUGACUCAGACUUAUGAUGCAGGUGCAUGUAUCUACUUCUAUUUUGCCUUUAACUACAGGGGAAUUAGUGACCCACUGACCGUGUUCGAACAAACUGAGGCAGCUGCUAGGGAAGAAAUUCUCGCCAAUGGAGGGAGCCUGUCGCAUCACCAUGGAGGUAUUCUUUUGUGGGCAAGUUACGGAAGCAAUGGCUAAAGGAAAGUAUCUCUGAUGUCGGCUUUGGGAUGCUGAAGUCUGUCAAGGAAUACGUGGACCCCAAUAACAUCUUUGGAAACAGAAACCUUUUAUAAGUCUGUUAGCAUUGUUACAAAAUAUGUCACUUUUCUUUUUUUUUUUAACUUUCAACUGUGGUUAUACCAGUAAUCAAAUAUAUUAUAGACUGUAUUUCUGCUACAUUUGUUGGUUUAAAAUGUUUGUUUUCAUUCUGUAGUUUGUUUUGUUUCUGCGUCUAUGGAUUGACAGAUGGUAUUCCUAAAUCUCUCUCAUUGCAGGUGCAUCAGUUUACAGCCAAUUGGUUGUCAUGUCAAAUUUUAGUCAGGCAGCACAAGGCUACCAGGUAUUUCAGAGGAAGAUUCUCCCAGCUGUUUGGUAUUGAUGCUUCCUCUUGGGGAACAAAGGUAGAUUUUGGAAUCAUCUAUUGCUUAUCUGACCUCUUUUUUGAAAAACUGGUUCUGGGAAGCAGGUAUCUAGUGAAGGGUUACAUUAAAGAGUGAUACAUGUGUACAUUUUCUAAGAGUGUAUUCUAAUGUGAGUAGAAAAUUAAGGGAGGAUAGUCAUGAAAGAAUAUAGGCAACCUGCUAUUUAAGAUACUUUCUCAGUUUUUUAAGAUCCUUGGCCUACCUUUUUCUUUGAAAUUAGUAUUUAGUUAUAAAAGUUUAAAUCAUCACUAUCAGUAUACAGACUUUUCUGUUAGGGAACAUGUUUUUGUUCUCCAUGUUUCCAUUUCUACUGAAAUAUGAGUUAUCUUUGUAUUAUUGAAAUAACUGUUAUUAUAUCCUAGUUCAUUCAUAAUAUGUUUUAUAAGAAAAGUUGACUUAUCACACAUUAUACAUGAAGAACAGAUUUACCAUGAAGUGAAUGUCUUUAUUCACCUUAGAGUACUAAUAUUUCAGAUUUCAUAUUCUUGUGGCUGAGAUGCAGAAGAAGCUACAAAGGAAAUGGAAGACACCUUACACUUAAUAUCUCCAGUUAAAAGAAUUGUUUGGCUAAAGAAACAGUCAUCAUUCAGCUAUUGAAUUUAAAGACUCAACAGUUUUAAUGACAAAUUUUUUUUUAAAUUAACCCAUGCAACAUGAUAAAUUUUCAUAUAAAAGUAGUUUCAAUUUAGUUUUUAUUUAUAGUUUAAUGCCUUUUGUGAAUUACUGGUUUAACCUAAAUUUUUUAAAAAAUGUAUUAAUCCAUAUACCAUAAUCAAAAAACUAGAAAUAUCCUGUUUCUUAAAUAAUGAAAACAUUAAUCACAUUUAGCAAACAUUUUUACAUUUAAACCUAGAUAUUACUAUAAGUAAAAUGAUUACUUUGAAUCACUGUCUGUCAAGGUUCAUGAUUCACAUUUUGAGAUGGAUUCUUUUCUUAAUGCAAUACCUAACUUUUGAUAGUUUUUUAAAUUAAUAUUUGAUCAGAUAAUGUAAGUCAAAAUGCAGACAGUCCUUUACAAGGACCCUGUCUGUCUGUGUAGCAACAGCUCCAAAGUAUUUUUGGGCAGUUUGAUACCUUUUAUACCUGAAGUAGCCUUAACCAGAAAAGUGAAAUUAAAAUUGACAAGAUGAUAUUUUUAAGACUUCAAAAUGAUAAAUAAUUUUUACUAUUAAAAUUGUCUUCAAAUGACUAAACUGAAAUCUGUAAGCAAAUCAAAAUUAAAUGUUGGUUUAACAACAAAACUAAAUAUUUAUUUUUAGAAGCUGCCUCUCUCUGUUGGUGAUUUAUUUUUAAUUAUAAAAUUUCCAGCAGGUCUUUGCUUAAAGCCCUUGAUAUUUGAAAUAGUUGGAUACUUGAUGAGGAAAUUACCUCUAGAAUUAUAAAUAAAUAAAUAAAUAAAUAAAAUAACUCAGCUUUAUAAAAUGCAUCUAUUCAUGAUGGUAACUUCUCUAAUUGGUGAUCAAAAUGUAAAAUUUAACAAGGUACUAAUAUCUCACUGGAAGUGUAAACAUGUUUCUGAGUAAUUUUUUUUAAUAAAACAGAUUCAUAAGCAGACCCAUUCCUUUGCUUGUGAUUGUUACACCAUUAUUUCCUUUCCCAAGGAGUUCGUAUUUCAGCAACGUCAGAAAUCUGUAUUUAAUAUUAGAAAAUUAUAUGGUGUAUAACACUUGGUUGUGUUCACUGUCCUACAGAAACCUUAUGGAAAUUAGUGAUUUAUGUCUUCAUUUUUCUCCUCCCCCCAUGUAUGCAGGACUCCCCAGCCUUGAUUUUAUAGUGGUGACUACAUUCUGUAGCUGAAAUCAUUUCUAUAGGGAUCAUUUUGAAACACAAAAACAAUCAUCAGUACUAUUUUUUCUGAUCUAGUGUCAGAAAACCUUCCCCCAAACUUUCACACACCUACUUUUGGGAGGUGCCUCGGUAUGAAGCCUCAGUAUAGUUAGUGUCUGUGGAGGACUGAGUUCAUUCAUACACACAGAAGCACUUAAACUAUUCUUCUUAUUUCUGACAUAUCUGAAAGUGGCUUCAUAAAAGUUAAAGCUAGAAGAACAUUGUUUAUGUGAGGCUUAACUCAUUUUGAAUAAGCUUAUUUUUGAAAUCGAAAGUCCAUACCUUACUUGGUUUUCAGUAUUGCCUAAUACAGACUUCUCUUGAUUUGGGCAUAUUUGUAACACUUAAUCUUGAUGAUGUCAUACUUGGGUUGGGGUUUCAGUGGGUGUGGGAACUUACUGCUGGUUGAGAAAUAACACUGAAUACUAAAGACUCAAUAUGAGCAGACCUUGGAGGAGCAGUUGCCUUAAUGUUUGGUACAGUUUAUAGUAGCACAUCAAUGAGUUUAGCCUUAUUCUAAGUAACUGUUUUUAUUUAAUAAGAAUUAUGGGAGCCACAUGUUUGUUGUGUCCAGCAUUACCAUGAAGAAAAAGGAUUAGGUUCUUUCCUCUUCUGAGACAAGGGGCGUUUUUUUUUUCCCUAAACGUGCAUACGUACUCCAGUACUAUUACUUAAAAAGUCAUCUAUGAAGAUGGACGCUUUCUAGUAUGCAUAGCUAUGUUGUUUUGAAAACAAAAGCACAAUAAAGGAUGAGCUUCCAUCAGUGUUUAUAUGAUACCAGGUAUAGAUGGUUACAAGAAAACCUUUUUUUUCUUUUUAAAGAAUAUUCUAUUAGUAGCUACUAAAUUCCAACUUGCAUUUUUGAAAAUGCUUUUCUGCAUGUUGGCUCCAGAGAUUUUCUUGUCAUAUUCUUUCUUAGCUACAGCUUCUUCACUGUAGCUUAUCAGAGAUGCUCUGUAGUCCCAAGCUGAAGUGUGGUCCUUCAGCUAUCCAAAUGGGACAGGGCUUGGUUGACCUUCUAUUCCAUGUAAAUAUUAGGACACAGUUAUUUUCUAGGUAUUGAUUUGCACGCUCUAUAUGCUGGUGCUUGAGGGAGCCAAAAUGAAAUGCAGUGGAAAGCAUAUCAACAUUUUUAGAGACACUGAGACAGGAAUUAAGGAAAGCUUUAAUAAUUUUUUGUUUACCACUUAGUCAGAUUUUAGUAACUUGGAUUUUAAUUAGGGCUUAGCUGAUGGUGAGAGAAAUGUGGAAGGUAAAUGAAGCCAUUUUAGGGUGGAAGAAUCCAGAAUGUUUAACCUUGGGCUUUAAAGAGUUACAGAGGCUUGACUUUCUUCACUCUCGGCUUCUUGUUUCCAAAUGAGCCAUAUGUCAAUAUAUUCCUUUAAUUCUUACUAAUUUAGUUUCCUGAAAAGGAAACAUCUUGUACAUUGAUGCUGAAAUCCAGAAAGUGUGAAAAGUUUUCUUUAACUGUUAAAAUACAGUGUCUGUUAUGAAAGAUAUGUUACUCAGCCUUCUACUCCCUAAGCCAGUGUUCGUCUUCCGUGUGAAAUUUAACUAUAAUACCUACAUGUAAAGUCAGGAGAUUAUAGAAACAUAUUAAUAAAAUGGACAUGGAUCUAAUUUUUUUUCUUCGAAUAGAGUGUGAAGUUGUUCAUUCUGUUUGCAUAUGAGUUUUUCUUUUAACUUCAGUUUUUGGUCUUCAUUUUUCCAUCCAUUUGAAAACUUAUUUUUUUGUAACCUUAUUGAUGUAGCAUAAUCAAGUGUAACCUAUGUCUAAAUCCAUUUGGAUUUAUAGCUGAGCAUAUUGUUAGUGAGGUUUUAUUAAUCUCCAAUAAUUUCUUAAAUCAAUGUUGUAUUCCUAGGAGGUGUGUAGUCUCUUAUGAACCUGAAGCAUUCCUUUUUGAACCUCAAAAGAUUCUGAAAGAAUGAGCACUCUUGUUCUCUAACCACAAUUAAUUCCAUAACAAACAAGAGUAAAGACCUCUAAUAGAUAGAAUAUUCAAGCCAAAGAACCAUCACAGAAUUCAGUAACUUUAGUUCUGUAAACCUGAAAGGGUUUUUUUGUUUUUUUUUUUUUUUGGUUCCCAAAGGAGAUUGUUUUAUGUUUUCUACAAGAAAGAAAAAUAAUAAUAUUAAGUGUCAUUAAGAACAUUUUUCAGAGACUGAAUUCCAAGAGAGAGAGAAAAGGGGGGGAAAAAAAGCUAAGCUGUUUUAGUAUGGAUUUCUAAGUAAUACAUAUACAUAUUUUCAA
Messenger RNA from Tupaia belangeri chinensis (Chinese tree shrew), 6149 nucleotides. It is a transcript of the gene AGPS, whose product is annotated as alkylglycerone phosphate synthase. Bases 6 to 1628 code for a protein of 540 amino acids. The record is from RefSeq and is a predicted model, not a curated record. Gene Ontology annotation, molecular function: alkylglycerone-phosphate synthase activity; FAD binding. Gene Ontology annotation, biological process: lipid biosynthetic process. Gene Ontology annotation, cellular component: peroxisome. Lineage: Eukaryota; Metazoa; Chordata; Mammalia; Scandentia; Tupaiidae. The transcript has 19 exons.